Colletotrichum orchidophilum is the source of this 2586-nucleotide messenger RNA. RefSeq names its product CDC45-like protein. Gene Ontology annotation, cellular component: DNA replication preinitiation complex. Gene Ontology annotation, biological process: double-strand break repair via break-induced replication; DNA replication initiation; mitotic DNA replication preinitiation complex assembly. Lineage: Eukaryota; Fungi; Ascomycota; Sordariomycetes; Glomerellales; Glomerellaceae. The transcript has 3 exons. Gene Ontology annotation, molecular function: DNA replication origin binding; chromatin binding; single-stranded DNA binding. The coding region runs from base 1 to 2586 and encodes 861 amino acids. The record is from RefSeq and is a predicted model, not a curated record.
AUGUAUCUUCCACGGUCUCUAAUAUCCAAGCUUUACAUGCACCUCCAAAACACGCGGCACCCGUUGUCUCCGCCUGUCCUCAUCCUCGUCGCCCUCGAACCCGAUGCUCUCUGCGCAUGUCGAAUCCUGACCCGCUUAUUGAAGCACGACUAUAUUCCCCACAAGAUUCAACCCGUCUCCGGAUAUGCCGACCUCGAACGCGCGGGUCGGGACUUGGUCCAGCCCAUGAUGGAAACGCAAGGAGGGAGUGGAGGAGUCGUUGUGUGCCUCGGCCUCGGCGGCAUGGUCGAUCUUGGAAGCCUACUCGGACUGGAACCUGAGGGAGAGGAGGUGACUUUUGGCGGUGUUGAGGUCUGGGUCAUGGACUCACACCGUCCGUGGAACUUGGGCAACAUAUUUGGCGGCUUUCCACUGGAACCCGCUGUCGAAGAGGGGGCCUCGCUCCAGUCCCGGUCCCCGUCAGGCGUAGUGGCUGGUCGGAUUGAUCGCGCCUAUAAGCCGGGCAAGGGGGGUAUUGUCGUGUUCGAUGAUGGCGACAUUGAGGAUGAACUCGGUGCGGAAAAGGAAGCCUACCUAGCCUUGCUCGACAUGCCCGAAGUCGAUGAUGACGGUGAGGAUCUGGACGGUCACGAAGACGACGAUGAUGCCGAGGACGAGGACCUUUUUGAAGAACCAGCACAUGCUGGUCAGAAGCGAAAAAGCUGGUCGGACCGAGACGAGGAGGACGAAUCCAGCGACAUAGACGACAGGCCGCAUCAGCGGAGAAGAAGCAACUCUUCUUCUUCGAUUCCCUCAUCGCCAAGACGGCCAGUUCACCGAGGGCUCGUAUCUCUCCGAGACGCCGGCGUAGUUCUCUCCAGCGACCCCCUGGAACCUCCAUCGGCUGCCCAACCACCGCCCGCGCCGUCUGCGAGGGUCUUGCGGCGUCGCUUGUUACGUUUGCGGAGAGAGAAGGAGACCGUCCUCCGCAAAUACUACAAGAUCGGCGCUUCCUUCUCCGAGCCAAUAUCCUCAAUGAUGUACUCCCUCGCUUCGGAGCUCGGUCGGGAUGACAAUGACCUCUUGUGGCUCACCAUCGUCGGCGUCACUUCCAUGGAGUUGUACGGCAGGUCAUCUGCAGGUAUCGCGGUCCCUGUCCGCAACUCAGACCGGGGACAAGGGAAUGGCUGGAUGGGCGUCCGUGGCGCACGUAUCCGCCAGCUGCUAAGAGAUGAAGUUCGACGUCUGAAUCCGCCCGAAGUCACCCGCGGCCGCCCGUCUGCCGCCGAGAACUCUGGUAUCAUUCCCACUACGGCCCGUAGCCCCGAGGACACAAGCAUCAGGCUGUCGCCAGAGCCCAAGUUUCUUCUCAUCAGACACUGGAGUCUCUACGACAGCAUGCUGCACUCGCCAUACCUCUUUGCCCGGCUCAAGACAUGGAGCGAUACUGGCCUGAAGAGGCUCCAUAAACUGCUGGCCAAGAUGGGUGUCAGUCUGGUCCAGUGUAAGCAGAGCUAUACACACAUGGACAUGAUGCUGAAGAGAGAGCUCCGGACAAAGCUGCUCAAGUACGCGUCUCUCUACAACUUGGACGACAUGGUACCUUCGGUCGACACGGACGGAAGAGACCGCGCUGGCGCAAAGGAUGGCUGGGGCUUUGUGCGGAGCUGGGGCUGGCGGGCAACUCUGAGCGCGCAAGACGUGGGCGUGGUCAUUGGUGCUCUUCUGGAGGUGGGCAAGCACAACGAUGUCGCCGAGCUCACGCAGGCACCAAAGGACCAAUUCGAGGAUGUGGACGACGAGGAGGUCGUCGUUGCGCAAGGAGAGGAGUGGGUUGCGCGUUUCUGGGAAGCAUACGAUGCUCUGGAGGACAUCGAUGCUCUCAAAGCAGGGUUGCCGACCGCCCAAUUUCUCCACCGUGCAAUCUACCGCACGGGUACGUCACUCAUCAACAAGAAACAGAUCAAGCACCUGAGAGCAUUCCGCAUGUGCGUGGUCAAGGAAGGGCCCGACGUCCCAGUCUUUGGUCACCCAGCCGCGCUCACAAAGCUUGCCCUAUGGGUCGGUGAGGCCCUCGUCGAACAAGAGAAGGAUACCACGGGUCGUCUCUCCCACGGUGGACGCGGCACACCUCUUGUUGUCGCCAGUCUCAACGAUAAGCGCGGCGUUUAUCUGGUUGUCGGCACUGGGGGCGGCGGCGGCCCAGAUACCACUUUUCUCGACCGCGAGGCCGCCAAGAAGCGACAGGCAGCCAAAGACGAGAAGGCCAAGCAGCGGGAAGAAUCAAGACGCAACAAGCAAAAAGUCCGCGACGAGAAGCGGGCAGCCCGUCGGGCGGCGGGGGGUGAUGAUGCAGACUACGACGAGCUCGACACCGAGUCGGAGGCAUCUGACGGCUCGGACUCGGAUGACGACGAAGAGGAGGAGGAGGACGCCAAGGAGAGGGGUUACGGCCUCAACCGGUUCGGAUCGGCGUUCCAGGAGGUCGUGGCGGAGACCAACGCUCGAGUCCGGAUAGACAGCUUCGAGCACUGCGUGGUGGAGGUGAAGAAGGAGGAUCUGGGAGGUUUCCUAGAGAGCCUCAGCAUGAAGACUGUUGUCGGAUAA